GGGGGCCGGGCCUUGCGGACGUUUGUUGUUGUCCGGCUCGGAGAGGCAGAGGUCGCUCGCUCGCUCCUUUACUCGUUCGGGCCUUGUGUGGCGGUCGGCGGGCAGGUCGGUCGCGGUAGUCGGUCGCCGUGCAGGGGCGAGGCUAUGUCGCGGUGGCAGCCCGGCAGGGCCGGCAGGGCCGGGAGUAACGGGACGUCGCCGCGGAGCCUCUUCCCCCGGAUACAGUGCGGCCCGCAAGGAGGCCGCGGCGCCGCCCUCCGGUCCUGAGGAGCUCGCGCUGCCCGGAGCCCUCACCGCCUUCUUACCCGCGCCGACGUCAACCGGCCUGACCCGGCCCGGCCUGGCCACACCGAGCGCCGCGCAAGCAGGCAGCACUAGCCCCUCCAAGCACAGAACCCCUUCCUCAAGGACAUGAAGCUGUUGGAGAACUCGAGCUUCGAGGCCAUCAACUCACAGCUGACAGUGGAGACUGGAGAUGCCCACAUCAUCGGCAGGAUCGAGAGCUACUCGUGUAAGAUGGCAGGAGAUGACAAGCACAUGUUUAAGCAGUUCUGCCAGGAGGGCCAGCCCCACGUGCUAGAGGCACUGUCUCCACCCCAGACCUCAGGCCUCAGCCCCAGCAGACUGAGCAAGAGCCAAGGUGGUGAGGAUGAGGGCCCACUGAGCGACAAGUGCAGCCGCAAGACCCUCUUCUACCUGAUCGCCACGCUCAAUGAGUCCUUCCGGCCUGACUAUGACUUCAGCACAGCCCGAAGCCAUGAGUUCAGCAGGGAACCCAGCCUCAGCUGGGUGGUGAAUGCAGUCAACUGCAGUCUGUUCUCAGCAGUACGGGAAGACUUCAAGGCCCUGAAGCCACAGCUAUGGAAUGCAGUAGAUGAGGAGAUCUGCCUGGCCGAAUGUGACAUCUACAGUUACAACCCCGACUUGGACUCAGAUCCCUUUGGGGAGGAUGGCAGCCUCUGGUCCUUCAACUACUUCUUCUACAACAAGCGGCUUAAGCGGAUUGUCUUCUUCAGCUGCCGCUCCAUCAGUGGUUCCACCUAUACCCCCUCGGAGGCAGGCAACGAGCUGGACAUGGAGCUGGGAGAGGAGGAGGAGGAGGAGGAAGAAGAGAGCGGAGGUGGAGGCAGUGAGGGCGGACCCGAGGAGACGAGCACCAUAGAGGAGGACAGGGUCCCGGUGAUCUGUAUGUGAGGACGAGGAGCAGAGGCCCCAGCUUCAUUCAGCUUCAACCAGUGCCUGGAACUGCCCACUCGAGGGGCCCCAGGGUCAGCCCCUGGCCCAAGGCCACGCCCACCUAGCCCUUUGGCUCCCUCCUACAGAUGUCUACCCACCCCCACAGGCUCCGGCUGCCCGUGUUGUGGUUGGCCUGGACAGCACAGGGCCUGGUGGGAAGGCCACUGCCUGUCCCAGUGAACCGACAAAGGCAGGGACAGCUGGACUACAGAGUUUAUUUUUGUAUUUUGUGCCGGAUCAGGCGUGGGCCUGCACACUCCAGCCCAAAGGGUCUGAGAUCCAGUCAGCAGGCCCCUGCGGUCACCACCCUGGGCUUGGCCAGCCCCUGGCGCCCACCUGUACCCCUCUCCCCCCCCCCCCGCCACCUCGCCCGUUGGGCAGUGUGCACUGAGUGUCACUUUGCUGCAGCUGUUUGUUUCCAAUAAAAAUUUCUGUGACUUA
Neomonachus schauinslandi (Hawaiian monk seal) is the source of this 1677-nucleotide messenger RNA. RefSeq names its product MAF1 homolog, negative regulator of RNA polymerase III (gene MAF1). The record is from RefSeq and is a predicted model, not a curated record. Gene Ontology annotation, biological process: negative regulation of transcription by RNA polymerase III. NCBI's taxonomy places the organism in Eukaryota, Metazoa, Chordata, Mammalia, Carnivora, Phocidae. The transcript is spliced from 8 exons. The coding region runs from base 412 to 1194 and encodes 260 amino acids. Gene Ontology annotation, cellular component: nucleus. Gene Ontology annotation, molecular function: RNA polymerase III core binding.